UCAGGGCGUCCCGCUCCCGCGGAGCAGCUGCCGCCCUGCACGGCGGUGUCGCGCUCGUCCCUCGGGCAGCCUUGCCGCUCUCCGUUGGCUUCCCGCCUCGCCUCGCCGAUCGCUUUUUCUCCUCAGUCCGGCGAGGCGGCCGGCAGAAGAACUCGCCUGGCAAACUUGGUGCGGCGUGGCCUGGAAAUGGAGUCUGAGCUGCGCGGCGGGGCGGUGCACGCCGGGAGAGGGCAGCGGGCCGCUGGAAAUGUGCCCCGAGAGCUGCAAAGCGUUCUCUCCUCGCACGUUCAGCGUGUGGGGGGCGAUUGUUAGAGUGUUGGUAGCCUUAUAUGAAGAGCCAGAGAAACCAGAUAGUGCACUGGAUUUUCUGAAGCAUCAUCUGGGAGCUUCAGCUCCUGAGAAUCCGGAAAUAGAGGCACUUCGCUUGGAAGUGGCAGAGAUGAAAGAAAAAUAUGAAGCUGUGCUGGAAGAAAAUAAAAAACUGAAAACCAAGCUGGCUCAGUAUGAACCUCCUCAAGAUGAGAAGCAUGGUGAAUAACAGUAGUUUUUCCUUUAUUGCCUUGACUUAAUAAAGGGCUUCCUGAGAAA
Cyanistes caeruleus (blue tit) is the source of this 588-nucleotide messenger RNA. The record is from RefSeq and is a predicted model, not a curated record. Lineage: Eukaryota; Metazoa; Chordata; Aves; Passeriformes; Paridae.